Molecule: messenger RNA, 1456 nt
Organism: Perognathus longimembris pacificus (Pacific pocket mouse)
Lineage: Eukaryota; Metazoa; Chordata; Mammalia; Rodentia; Heteromyidae
Product: olfactory receptor 2W3
Exons: 1
Coding region: 419-1363 (314 amino acids)
Biological process (GO): G protein-coupled receptor signaling pathway
Cellular component (GO): membrane
Molecular function (GO): olfactory receptor activity; G protein-coupled receptor activity
Source: RefSeq, a predicted model, not a curated record
CUAUUUUGUAUUUUCUGAACAGUUUGUCACUUUGCAACUGUGUCUUGCCUCCAGGUCUUGACUGGAGCUUAGGAAUGUGACACUUUGGCAGAAUCAAAGGUUGGUUAUGGCGGGACUUUUCUGUGCCUUCUUUGGAAUUAGAGGCAAGAUAAAGGUCUAAGUCAUGUUUCCUGGGUUCAAAAUCAACAUUGUCUCUUUUUACAUAUGACUGUUUUAUUAUCAUAUGUGUGUCUCAGUUCCCUUUUCUACAAAUAGUGUAUAAUAAUAAUAAUAGUGAAUAAUAGUGCCAACCCAACAUCAUUGGUGUUGGGGCUGAAUGAGGCAAUGGGUAUAACAAAGAACAGUUGAGUAAUGGUAAGUGCUCCAUUAACAUCUCCUCUUACAAUUAUUAGUAUUAUUUCCUCCAGGUACAAUAAACAUGAAUGGAGCAAAUGGCAGCACACAAAACCAUUUCAUCCUUUUGGGCUUUUCUCACAACCCCUAUCUGGAGAGGACCCUCUUUGUGGUCAUCUUGAUAGCUUACCUCCUGACCCUUGUGGGCAAUACCACCAUUAUCCUGGUGUCCCGGUUGGAUCCCCACCUCCACACCCCCAUGUACUUCUUCCUCACCCACCUCUCCUUCCUGGACCUCAGUUUCACUACCAGCUCCAUCCCACAGCUGCUCUAUAAUCUCAAUGGACAUGACAAGACCAUCAGCUACACAGGCUGUGCCAUCCAGCUCUUCCUGUUCCUUGGUCUUGGGGGUGUGGAGUGCUUGCUGCUAGCUGUAAUGGCAUAUGACAGGUUUGCUGCCAUCUGCAGGCCCCUUCACUACACAGUGAUCAUGAGCCCCAGGCACUGCUGGGGCUUGGUAUCUGUGGCCUGGGGGUGUGGAGUGGCCAACUCUUUGAUUAUGUCUCCAGUGACCCUACACCUACCCCGCUGUGGACAUCACCAGGUGGACCACUUCCUGUGUGAGAUGCCAGCUCUGAUCCGGAUAGCCUGUGUCAACACAGCUGCAGUCGAAGGCACCAUCUUUGUCCUGGCCGUGGGCAUUGUGUUGUCACCCCUGGUGUUUAUCUUGGUUUCUUAUGGAUACAUUGUAAGGGCUGUGUUGCAAAUCCGCUCAGCCUCAGGAAGGCAAAAGGCCUUUAACACUUGUGGCUCCCACCUCACUGUGGUCUCCCUCUUUUAUGGAAACAUCAUAUACAUGUACAUGCAGCCAGGAAACAGCUCCUCCCAGGACCAGGGCAAGUUCCUCACCCUCUUUUACAACAUUGUCACCCCACUUCUCAAUCCUCUGAUUUAUACGCUCAGAAACAAGGAAGUGAAGGGGGCUCUGAGUAGGCUGCUGUGGGGUGACAGAGAGGUCAGGAAGAAAUAAGGAGAAAUUCAAGGCUUAGGCACCCCAAACCUGGACUUCCCUUCCUGCAGGGAUGUUGCUAGCCUCAGAAUUGAGGGAUCACAUCCUGAGAUU